GGCUUUCAACUUCAUGCUUCUUCAUCAAGACUUUCUUCUCCAUUUCUUUUCUGUAUUUCUCAAGUUCUUCUUUCUCUUUCUUCAUUUUCAUAUAACGGUCAUCCACCUUCUUCAGAUCACUUUCAAUCUCCUUCUUUUUCUUAAAUUGCUUCUUCUUGAGUUCCUUCAGAUCUUGUUCUUUUUCCUUACGCUUGAUUUCUUCACGGCGCAUACGCUCUUUGAGGUCCUUCUCCUUGCGCUUCUUGACUUCUUCAACCAUUUUGUCUUGCUUUUCAAGAGUUUCUCUAGCCUUUUUCUUCUUUUCCUCCACUUCUUUCUGCAUCACUUUCUGAUGUUCUCGUAUUUCUCUCUGUCUCUCCUUUUCAGCAAGCUUCUUCUGCUUGAGUUCUUUCUCUUUUUCAGCAGCUAACUCUUUUUCGCGCCUCUUCUGCUCUUCAAGUUUGGAUUCAAUCUUUUUAGUCUUUUCUUUUUGCUUGAUCUCAUUUUGCUUCAAGGCACUCUCGAUCUCCAUUUCCUUCAUCUUGGCCUUUUGCUUCUUUUGUUCCUCCUCUUUUCUGAGCUUCUCCUCGAAUUUCUGUCUAUUCUCUUCACUCUUUUUGAUUCUCUCGUUGUACUCCUUCUUUUGCUCCUUAAUAAGCUCUUCUUUCUUCUGAGAGGUGAUUUUGAUCUUCUCCUCAAUCAUCCUUCUCUUUUGCUGGGCUUCCUUCUUAGCUUUGGCUUUCUUCUCCUCAAUGCUCUUCUUCACUAACUGAUCUUUUUCGUCAUACUUUUUCUUCAUUUCUUUAGCAAGUUUUCGUUGCUCUUUGGUGUACUUUUCUCUCUGUGCUUCAAAUUCUUUAGCUUUCCUGUUCUUUUCCCAUUCUUUAUUUCUUAGCCUCUUUUUCUCUCUUAAUGCGUAAUUCUUCAAUCUCUUCCUUGGACAUCUCCGCUGCAAUUUCCUUCUUCUUAGCCAGUUCCUUCAGCUUCUGUUGCUUCUUCAUCUCCUCCUCAAUAAGUUGCUCCUCUCUUCUCUUCUUAUUAACCUCCUCUUCAUACAACUUCUUCUUCCUCUUGGCUUCAAGUUCUUUCUGUUUCUUCGUAAGUAACUGCUUACGCUUGGAAGAGUCUUCACCUAAUUUAGCUUCCAUUUCUUUCUUCUUAGCCAAUCGCUCCAUUUCUAGCUUCUUCUUGCGUUCCAGGGCUUCAAGAGCCUUCAUUUCUUUCUGCCGUAGGAUCAACUUUUGGUCUUUUAGACUAGACAUUUUAUAUUUG
Messenger RNA from Moneuplotes crassus, 1251 nucleotides. Lineage: Eukaryota; Ciliophora; Spirotrichea; Euplotida; Euplotidae. The record is from the annotation of a GenBank genome assembly.